Messenger RNA from Drosophila subpulchrella, 483 nucleotides. It is a transcript of the gene Pig1, whose product is annotated as pre-intermoult gene 1 protein. The transcript has a single exon. Bases 1 to 483 code for a protein of 160 amino acids. The record is from RefSeq and is a predicted model, not a curated record. Lineage: Eukaryota; Metazoa; Arthropoda; Insecta; Diptera; Drosophilidae.
AUGAAGUUGACAAGGCUAAUGCUGGUUUUCCUAUGUCUGGGGCUUUUCGUUACCCUGGUUGUGAGUGCCGAUACGGAUACAGAUACGGAUACGGAUACGGAUUCGGACACCGAUGCUGAUGACGAUGACAGUUCUACAACGGAGGUCAGUUCCACGGAGAGUUCUGCAGAAGAUGGUAGUAGUAGCGAUGUGGAUGAUGGAUCUUCUGAUGAUUCCGACACAGAUUCCGAUACAGAUACCGACACAGAUGACGAUGCAGAUGACGAUUCGGACGUCGAGACCACAACAGCAGCUCCAGUGGUGAAAAAGAAGAAGACCAGCAACAAGAAGAAGGCCAACAGCACUAAGAAGAAGGCCAACAAGAACAAGAAGAAGGCCCAGAAAAAGAAGAAGGCCAAAAACAAUCGCAGGAAGAAGAACAACAACAGGAAGAAGGUAACGAACAACAACAGGCGCAAAAACAACAACAGAAGACGUGGUUAG